Messenger RNA from Maudiozyma saulgeensis, 2802 nucleotides. NCBI's taxonomy places the organism in Eukaryota, Fungi, Ascomycota, Saccharomycetes, Saccharomycetales, Saccharomycetaceae. The record is from the annotation of a GenBank genome assembly.
AUGAAAUUACUAGCCCUAGAGAAUCCAUUGAUACCAAGUCAAUAUGAAUUAAAUAUUGAAAUUGAUCCAUUAAAUACAACUUUUAAAGGUAUUAUAACAAUUGCCUUACAUAAAAAUAAAAAUAUUAAUAUUAAAGAAUUUAACAAGUUUAAGUUACAUGGUAAAAAUUUAUCAAUUACUUCUGCCACUUUUGCAAAUAAUAAUGAUUUAAAAGUAACUUCAUUAAUUGAUCAACAACAAUUCUUAUUUGAAUCAAAUGAUUUAUUAUCAUUAAACGAUAACGAGAUUUAUAAUUUAAAAAUUGAAUAUCAAGGGAAUAUCAAUCAAAUUAAAACACCAAAUGAUAAGACUCAAGGUUUAUUUAUUUCAAAUUUCAUGUCAAAUGAUAAAAAUACCGCUAACAAUUAUAUUUUAGCAACCCAUUGCCAACCUUCUUUUGCAAGAUUAAUUUUCCCUUGUAUUGAUGAACCAUCAAUUAAGACUAAUUUUAUACUUUCAAUUAAGUCCUUAAAAAGAUUUAAUACAGUGUCUGUCUCAAAAAUUGAUAAAAUUGAUGAAUCAUCUUCAAUUGAUUCAAUGAAGACAACUCAUUUCGAAAAGACAGAAUUAUUACCAACCUCAUUAUUUGGAUUUGUCAUUGGAGAUCUUGAAGAGAUUCAUUUAGAUUUACCUAAUAUGUCUAAGGAUUCAAAUGCUUUACCAAUUACAAUAUAUUCUCCAUUAAAAGUUACUCAAGCUACUUAUACAUUGGAUAUUAUUCAAAAAUAUUUACCAUUAUUAUCAAAUUUUUUCAAUUUUAAAUUUCCAUCAAAUAAAUUAGAUUUUGUCUUAUUACCUUUCUUAAAUGAUAUGGUGAUGGAAAAUUUUUCAAUGAUUACAGUUCAAAUGGAUUUUUUACUAUUUACUCCACAAAGUUUAGCUAAUCCAAACGUUAGAAAUCAAACUAUUCAAUUAGUUGUACAUGAAUUAGUUCAUCAAUGGAUUGGUAAUUAUAUUUCUUUUAAUUCGUGGGAAUUUUUAGCGUUUAAUGAAUCUUUUGCAACUUUUUUAGCAUAUUAUUUAAUUUCAAAAAAUGAUCCAGAUAAUAAUAUUUGGUCAACUGAAAAUUAUUUACAAAAUGAAUUAGCCACUGCAAUGAUUCAAGAUUCUGAUUUACCAACUUCAAAAAGUAUUCAUGAUAGAUAUAAUCAACGUUCUCAUAAUAACAGUGGUGAUGAUAUUACUACAAAUGAUCUGUUUGAUCCUAUCUCUUAUCAGAAAGGUAUUUCAAUGUUAAGAACUUUACAAUUAUCUAUUGGUGAAGAUUUAUUUCAAAAAGCAAUGGCUGAACUGUUUGAAGAUACAGUAACAUUUCAUAAUGUUCCUAUUAAAUCAAUGGAUAUUUUCCAUAAGUUAGGUCAAAUAUUAAAAUCUGAAAAUGUUACUAAUUUCGUCAGCUCUUGGACUAGAUUACCUGGUUUGCCUAUUGUUUCUGUCACCACGACAAUUGAUGAAACUUCCAAAUCAUUAAAAUCAACACUAACCCAACAUAGAUUUUAUUCAAGUGAAAAUAUUGAUCCAGAUUUUGAUCAACAAACUGUUGAAGAUAUUCCAUAUCACAUUACAUUGUUGACUCAAUUACCAGGUAAGUUAAGCGAUACUAAAAACACUUUGAUGACUGAUAGAUCAUUGAAAUUAGAUUAUCCUGUAACUUUAUUAAACAGUAACUCUCAAGGUUAUUACCGUGUAUCUUAUGAAUCUCAAGAAUGUUAUGAUGAAAUUUGUAAAGAAUUAACACUUGGUAAUAUUGAUGAUAUCAGUUUAUUCAAAAUCUUUCAAGAUAUAUCUUUUUACCUUGGUAAUAAAUUUUUCCAAAAAUCAAUUCAUAUAUCUGGUACUAUUCAAAUAUUAAAUCAUAUCGCAUCAUCACCAAAGGAUAUAACUUUAAAAUCAUUAAAUUUAUGGAAGUCAUUAUCUGAAGGGUUAUCUUUAUUACAAACAAUCGUACAGGCCGCUGUAGUUCACAACAGAAGAGCGAUAAUUACAAAGAUAACUAAACUAGUCAGCAAAUUAUCUGAAAAAGUAGAUGAUUGGUCUAUAGAGACCAUUUCUCAAUUACAUGAUCAUCAUGAAUUGAGUACGUUUUCUAAGAUUAUCGCAUUGACAAGUACUACUAAACCAACUCAAGAUCUUUGUCAAGAAUUAUUUAAACAUAUUAGACAAGGUCCUAAUGAUUCAAUUCCAAUUGAACUGGUAAGUAGCAUUUAUAUGACUAUCAGUUACCAAAUGACUAAUAUUAAAGAUUGGAAGAAACUAUUUGAGUUGGUUAAGACGUCAUCUGGUAUUGCCUCUCAUAUUAUUGAUUUUAACUCUACAUCUGAAAAUGAAAAAAUUAUUACUUUACAAAAUUUAGCCAUAACAAAUUUGGGGUUUGUCACUACAGAGGAAUUAAUAACUAAGUUAUUGAAUUUUAUUGAUACAAAUAUUGCAGCUACUGGGAUUGAAAAUGCAUUUAUUGGUGUUAAUUACAACUCUCAAGCAAUUAUCAACAAGAAGGACAACACGAAGGUUCGGGACGCUGUUUGGAAAUGGUUCAAAUUACAUUAUUCAGGAUGGAAGAGGAAUCUAACUAAAGGAACUGGUAGUGAUGGACGUGGAGAAGAGAAAUUAGAGAAGAUCGCAUUUAUGGUUUUGCAAAUGUUUGUCGAAUCAUCUAAAUUAAUCGAAAAAUACGAAAAUUUCGAAGAUAUCAAGCCUGUUUGGGAAACUUUACAACACGAAGAUCGUUCUAAUUGCACAAUAAUUUCUGGAUUUUCAAAAUAG